This is a messenger RNA of Salvelinus sp. IW2-2015, 5180 nucleotides long. RefSeq names its product trichohyalin. Gene Ontology annotation, cellular component: nucleus; cytoplasm. Gene Ontology annotation, biological process: intracellular signal transduction; activation of GTPase activity. Lineage: Eukaryota; Metazoa; Chordata; Actinopteri; Salmoniformes; Salmonidae. Gene Ontology annotation, molecular function: guanyl-nucleotide exchange factor activity; protein binding. The record is from RefSeq and is a predicted model, not a curated record.
AUGGAGAGAUACAGAGAGAGGGACAGGAGAAAAGUGAGGGAAGUGGAGAGAGAGAGGGAUGAGGUGAGAGAAGGGGGCAGGCGAGAGGACGGACCAAGGGAAAGGAGGGAUCCGGAGAAAGAUGGGGAGAAAACACAGCCCAAUGUAACAGGAGAGAGAGGGAAGAGGAUGGAUGGAGAGAGAUUCAGAGAGAGGGAGAGAUAUUCCAAGGGGGAGGAUGAGGAGAGGAGGCGCAGGGAGAAGAAGGACAGAGAGACAGAUCCCAAAAGGGAGGGAGGAGCAGACGGAGCUAGUCGAUUGCCGAGUGAGACAGCCCCAAGGGUGCCACCACGAGUGCAGAGCAGCGGAGAAUGGAGAAGUGACAUAGAGAGGGAAAGAAAAUGGAGAAAAGGAAGAAAAAGUCAUGAGGAGAAGGAGUCAGAGGGAGAUGUGGACAGGGGGCAGAGAGAGUGUAGUGAAAGAGAGAGACCAGAUAGAGUGAGGGGGAGAGAAGGAGAGGAGGAGACGAUACCAAAGCGCCCUGAGCAGCGGAGGAUGUGGUUAUUACCACAGAAGGUCAGAUAUAACAAAGACUCCUCUUUAGAGGAUGAGGUUAGAGAGCGAGAAAGAGAUAGGCACACUAACAGAUGGAGAGAUAGAAGUGAAGAAGAGGACAGAUCCAUGGAACAAAGGACAGGCAGAGAAAAAGAGAGGAAGACAGAGGGAGAAGGACAAGAGGAUAGGUCAGUGGAACAAAGGACAGGCAGAGAAAAAGAGAGGAAGACAGAGGGAGAAGGACAAGUGGAUAGGUCAGUGGAACAAAGAAAGUCCAUAGACGAAGAGAGAGAAACUGAGAGGGAGGGAGGGAGGGAGAUGUAUUUGGAGAGAGGGUUAAAUGUAGAUGAAGAUGAUGAGACAGAAGCCUGGAGGAGUUAUAGCAGAGGAGAGGAACACCAGACUUACAGCGAUGGAGAGAGAGAGGAACGCUGGCAGAGGGACAGGGAGACGGAGAGAGAGAAUGUGACAGAUAACACAGAGGGUGACAGAGAGGAAGAAGGAGGAAGUGAUAGAUAUGCACUCUUCGAGAGUGAUGGAGGAAGUGAGAGAGAGUGGGAAGGAGGGCGAGAUAGAAUCCCUUCCUCUGAGGACGGCUUUAUCACUGUGUCCAGCGGUGGAGAAGAGGAGUUUGAGGACUGCAAGGAAUUCUUGGAAGUUGGGGUUGCAAACCAUGUUACCAGGCAACCUGUUAGCUUUCAGGGGAGCGAGGGACAGAUGGAGAGAGGUGGAGGGAGAAGACAUGAAAGAGAGAGAGAAAGAACAGAAGAGCAGUUAGAGCAAAAAGAUGAUGCAGUGGAGGGAGAGGUGAAUGACGGAAAGGUGAAGAAGCAACCCACCUAUGUGUUCUGUGUGAUUGGACAAACAUUGCCCAGGUCAAAACCCAAUCAGACAGCAGUCUUGGGUGACAUGGAAUCAGAGCGGACCAAUCAAAAUCCUGGAUAUGGUCAUAGGGACAGUGGUGACAUCACACACCUCCCUCAUGAGAACCCUUCCAGAGAUGGAGACCAAGGGGCAGAGGAUGAGAGAAAAAUAGUGAGGGAUGAAACCCACGUGCCAAAGGAGGAGAGAACAGACACAGAAGAGAGCUCCAUAGUGGACGUCAGUCACACCACCCUAGAACGAGAGAGCGGAGAACGACUGAAGGUCGUGGAGGAGAACCCAUACGCUGAGAUAGAGCAAAGGAGGAAUUCUGAGACCGAAAAACUCCUCAAAGAGUGGAGAGAAAGACAUAAAGAGUACAGAGAAACAAGAGAGAGGGACCCAACAGACAGUAGGAGGACAGAACCAGAGAUAGGUCCAUCUUCACAUCCCAGUGGAGAGUACCACCACCAUGAGAUCCCUGUAGUUGACCAAGCCACCUCUGACCAGAAUAACCCUGGAGUGAUGAGCCCAGAGGAAGCUGUGGCCAUCCAAAUCUGUAUAAGGGGAGCCUGGAGCACAGAAGAGGAGACCAAGCGCCACUCCCAGGCCUCACACAUGAAGUGGGCCAAGAACGUAUUGAGCGAGAUCCUUGGCAGUUCGGAGGAACACGCCCGUGGCAACCCCCAGCCAGAGUCACAGGGAGGUCAAGAGGUCAGCCAGACUGCGAGAGGGACAGAGAGGGUAGAAGAGGAGCUAGAGGAAGAAAAGGAUGAGACGCCAGAGGGGGGAGGAGCCUCAACCGUCUACGCCACGGUUCAGAAGAGGACGAAGCGUGGGAGGAAGUCGGUGGAGGCGAGGCUGGCUGAACGGYAGGCAGAGCCAGGGAAAGUGGAGGAUGAGAGAGGUACAGGGGAGAAACUAACAGACAUGCAUGCUGAGGCUUUCACAGCUAUGCUUGGUGAUGGCAAACCCAUAGACAUGCAUMCUGCCCUGACCCUACACAAUACUCAUGGUGACACACCUACAGACAGACAGGGAGAGGAGGUGGAGGGUAACAAUGUGUGUGCGGACAGACAAACAGACAGUCAUAUACAUAUCCAGGUAGAGAUGGUGACAGAGGUUGAGGGUGAGAUAGAGAAAGGGGUUGAAGUUGGGGACGAGGUUCAUAUACUGGAUGCAGAGAAAGAAGUGAAUGCCCAGAAAGAGGAAGAUCUGUUUCUCUCUGUGAGCAACACCCUGUACAAACCAACCAGCUGCCCCAGCCUUAUAUACAACCCUGAUUCAGAACAACCUAUCACCCCCAUAGAGGAAAAGACGGAGGAAGAAGGGGAGAAAGAGAGGACUGUGGGAGAGGGGGAAGAGAAUAGUGUGGUAGAGGGGAAGCAGGAAAGGAGGAUAGAKGAUGGGACCGAGGACAGGGGGAAAGUGGGAGYGGCGACUGAGGAGAGGAAAGUGGAAAGGGAGGAGGAGAAGAGGGUAGGAGGGGAAGAYGAGAGGAUGAGGGAGGGCAAGGAAGAGAGUAAAAAAACGGGAGGAGGGGGGGUGAAGAGCACUUGUAGUUUCCAAGAUUUGGGCACCGAUGUUCGGUUUUGGAGGCGAGGGUUCCACAAGACAACAGAAAGAAGAAACGAGGAAGAAGAAGGAAGAGAAGAUGCGAGGGAUCGCAGAACAAGAAUAUUCCAGGCGUCAGAUGAUGAGGAGGAGGAGGUGAGCUUCAACUGGGGAGACGUGGACCUGAGGAAUGUCACGGAUACCAUCAGAAUGGCUAGGAGGAACUCCAAAUUUUACAAUUCCCAGCUCUACCAGGAAGUAACUGAUGAGACAGCUCAGAACAGGGAGAUCUCAGUCAGUCUUGCUCUGACGCCUCUCUCCAAUCUACGAGGACUCCCUGUCCACCUGUCCCCGUACCCUCCUCCCUGGCCCCCUCGCUCCCUCCGGCCCGCCGAGGCCCUUACCCCGUCUCCCCCCAGUCAUCCACCCCCACUCUCUGUCUCCACUCUGCUCUACUCCAGUGCGACCAGUGCCAAGUUCCUGCCCCGUUACCCACAGCCGCCCCAGGCCACCCCCAGCCAGGGCCUCCUCUCUCCCCCCUCUCCAUCUCCCUCACCCAGUCCCCCAGCGUGUGGCAGGAGAUCCCUGAGGGAUGAGAACCAUGGGUUCAGGCGGGUAGUGGAGAAGUUGGAACGCGGUCCAGUGUGUCAGCGUCUUCCUCUUCGCUCCUUCCUCAUCCUCCCCUUCCAGAGGAUCACACGAAUCAAACUCCUUGUGCAGAACAUUGUGAAGAGAACAGCCCAAGGCACAGAGGAGGAGGUCCAGGCCAUCAAAGCUAUGAAGCUACUGGAGAGGUUGAUCCAGGAGAGCAAUGACAGUAUUACUCAAAUGAAGAGCAUUGAGUCGCUGGUCUCUCUCAGUGCCAGAGUGGACUUUGAAUGCAGGACUCUCCCCCUGGUCAGUCAGUCUCGUAGGCUGGUGAGAGAGGGACCGGUGACUGAGAUGAUGGAUUUCUCUCUGAAGGAGACAGAGAGGAGUGUCUACCUUCACCUUUUCAAUGACUACCUGCUGCUGUCGCUGAACAAAGAAGGGGGCAGGUUCACGGUGAUAGACCAUGCUCCAGUGUCAGAACUGAGAGCUGAGAACUGUCGGGUCAAACUGCACUCUCUAGAGAAGAACCUUUUCCGCCUCCACCUUAACAAGAAAGCUCUGCUACUUAGCACCGACACACAAGGUGAUAAACUGCGUUGGAUCUCAGCUGUCUCUAGGCCCCAUCCUGUUAUUGACUACUCUACAGCACAAGACUUCACACAGAUGCAGUGCAUCCGAGCCUUCGUUGCCCACCAACCAGAUGAGCUGUCCCUGGAGAAGGCGGAGGUCAUUCUCGUCCACCAGCAGAGCAGCGACGGUUGGGUGGAGGGGACCAGGCUGUCAGACAGACACAGAGGAUGGACUCCUGAGUCCCAUUUGGAAACCAUAGCCAGCCUCAGGGUCCGACAGCGCAACCUGCUGGACGCUAUAAAAAUUACGACAGCCACGGCUGCCGUAUGACAAACCAUCCACUGCCUGACUGCGCUGGGGGAAUCCUAGUCACUGUGUAUCAAUGUGGUUUAAUUACUGUGGAUUUGGACAGUGGAUGAAACAGUGUUUCAGACUGGAGUUGUCCCUCCCGGCCUCACCCUGCUUAUUGGGGAUGAAUGGCGUUAGAGGGGGUGCCUUAGAGAUAGGCACUGGACUGACAUGAAUACCUUUAACACUUACAGGAGUGUCAACGUAAAUGAUUGGAGGUGUUUUGGAGGUGCCUGGGAGUGUCUAGGGUAGCCUUGUAAAUCAAACCCUGGCAAUGAAUGUCGAUGGACUGUUACAGGAUCUAUUGGAAAUCAGCCAUCUAAGAACAUCAGUGGAUUGAGGACCUGUGGCCCCGGAGAAGGACAGAAGUUUCUCCAUAACUACUUUACUUGGGGACUUUAAAAAGACAUGGUAUGGGGCCUCCCGAGUGGCGCAGUGGUCUAAGGCACUGCAUUGCAGUGCUAGAGGCUUCACUACAGACCCGGGUUCGAUCUCAGGCUCUGUCAAAGCCGGCCGUGACCCGGGAGACCCAUGAGGCGGCAUACAAUUGGCCCAGCGUCGUCCGGGAUAGGGGAGGGUUUGGCCGGCUGGGAUGUCCUUGUCCCAUCGUGCUCUAGUGACUCCUGCACGCUGACUUCGUUUGCCAAUUGUACAGUGUUUCCUCCACAUUGGCUGGCUUCUGGGUUAAGCAAGCAGUUUUGGAAGAUGCCUGGCUCUCGACC